Messenger RNA from Coregonus sp. 'balchen', 16830 nucleotides. The record is from the annotation of a GenBank genome assembly. Lineage: Eukaryota; Metazoa; Chordata; Actinopteri; Salmoniformes; Salmonidae.
AUGGAUGCUAAAGGAGUAGGUUGUGCCGACUGUGUUCACCUGGAUGUCCACCCCAAAGCCUGGCAGGAGGACCAUCAUCAGAAAAGCUGCAAGGUAGGCCUAUCUAGCUUAGCUUACCCCUAAACUAGGUAACUACUAGUUUAUUAUACAACUUGUCAGGUAGAAUCAUUAAUCAACUGUAUUGUAUUUUUCAGUGUUACAGUGAGGCUGCCCGUCAUGGAAAGGAUGCACCUGCUGAGGAGCCAGAUGAGCUAAGGUAGUUGUUUAUUAUUACAUGUGUAUCUUUUCUGUAAUUUUCAAUAGUUCAUAGCAGGUUUAUGUAACAUAACCUUGUAUCUGCAGUGACUCACUGGAUCAGGGCCCUCAAGCUGAGAACCUGGCUUGCCAAAUCAUAGUCAGGUAUAGACUUGCUAUCUGAACUUCAGUCACUUUAGUGUUUUUGUGAGUUUACAAUAUUUGGUUUAACCUCGGUCACUAGCUCCCAUUUACAAUCUUUCACAAUGAAUACAUUAGUUUCUGCCAGUCUACUCUACAUAUAGGCCAUGCAAGUUAAUUUUGAGUUAUUUUUCUGUAAGCGUUCUACUAACAGAAAAGGAAGAUGUAUUCAUUUGCAUGGCCUGUAUUUGGAAUAGAAGAUGUAGAGCUGAUAGUAUUCAUUUUAAGAGCAUGUAGUUGGGCUUGUUAAAAACAAUUUUCUUGCCUUCCUUUUCACCUUGCAGUUCUGGCGAAGAGGUGGAGGCAAGCGUACCACACCCUGACCAUGAUUACGUUCAGAAGCCUCUGCCUGCCUGCCAACGGUAGCAUCCCCUUGUGUAAAGCUUAUCUACUACAGUUAUUCAGGAAAUAUUUAUUUUUGAUUAUUAAAUUGUUUGUCUUGCGUCAACCCAGUUUUGGGCUUCUCAAUGUAUAUAUUCUCUCCAAGUGAUAGUUGUCGUUGCACAUCACAAAGAAGUCAUACCAUUUGGUUCCUGUGAUACCCAUUUGUCCCAUCAUUUGAUAGUGGUACUAGUGAUUCUGUUUUAAAAAGAAAGUACCAUCUGCAUUUGAAGUGAGAUAUGGACAACCCUCGUAGCUGUUCUGAUCUGGGCAUUUCAUUUCUAAGAGGCCAUGAGGAGGAGUCUCAGAUUGGUCAACCACCUCUCUGUCUGGGGAUGCACCUAAAUCGGGACAAUGGGGGUUAAUCACAAAGCCACGUGGUAAGACGUCUUUGCCAGAGAUUUCUGUGUAUAUUGCUGCAGCCACUGAUUCUAGCUCAAGCCCCCUUUUCAUUGCCUUGGUCUGCCCAUUUAUUUUACUCCUCUGUAGAUUUGUAGCAAGGCUGUCCAUGCCUGCUUGCCUUGAGCACACCCUUUUGAAAUUAGAUGAGGUAAUGCACUGAGAGCGCACACAAUGCCAGACUUUGUUACUUUGCUCUCUAGUUUCCCUCUCAAGGUGUUCUGCGUCAGACUGUUAUCUCCAUACCACCGUAAAGGUCCAUCUCAUCUUGAUUCAGAACAGGUGUAAAGCUACUGGCCUGUGGAGGCAGUGGAAAGGUGGGUUUAUCAUCAGUGGGGGUGGGCUCUGGCACAUUGAGAUUUUGAUAAGUCAAGACAGACCCAAAGGGCAGAUCCCCAUAUUGUGAGGGUACACUCUUUGGCUGAUGUGCUGGGGAGUUCAUGAGUGUGAGGAGUUGACGUGUUUCCAAUGUCAGAGAGGUUGUUCUUAAGGCUUUGUGCAGGGGGAGUGGUACUGGUCAGUAGAGGUUGCUUACUAUCCCCUCACCUGAGCGCACCUUCUUUACAGGGGGCAUGUCCUUUCUGGGUAUCUUUGAGAUCUCCACAGUAUUGAUGGGUUUAUAUCUCAAACCCAAGGCGCGUGAUGGGACGUGCCAGGUCUGGGGUAAAGAGGUUUUGCUCUCUGUGGGAGGGACAGUCUUGCAUCCCAUGUUGAUGUAGUGUGCUGAAGUGUACAGCAAACCAAUAAGGUGAUUAUACUGUCCUUGUCCAGCAUUGCAGUUGCACUGACUUUUCAAUGAAGAGACUCAGGUGAAAGGUCCACCUGAAAGCAUAGCAACAAAAAGGCAUUUCAAACAACAAAAGUAAUACUCACAUCAGGUGAGCCAAAGUAGACAUAGAACAACAUUUUCGCAGUUGGAAUUGAAAGAUAUUAUGGAUUUUUCAAGAGAGUUAAUGAUGACAGUAAUAAAACACCAAUGUAAAAAUGUAUUUGGGGUAGAUGUGUAUCUCCACACACUACUUUUAUAAGUAUUGACCAAAUAUAGGCUAUUGUAGUCUCUGCUUGAAAAUCCACUGUAAUAGUGUCUAGCAUAACUAACUUGCUGUGCGAAAAAAAACAAUCCCCACAAUCUAAAAUGGGAGCUCACUAUUGGAAAAUGUACUAUUGUUGGAAUCUAUUUUCUUAUAAUUAGAUGUGAUGCCUAGCUUAAAAAGAAUACAUUAAUGAUUAAACAUAAUAGGUUUGUGCUGUACUGAUAUAGAUUGUUUAACAUAACAAGCUGUGACUAAUGUGAGGAACCGUUAGGGGGGAGGCUGAGAUAGACUUGUGACACACACACACACACACACACACAUACUGCCUCUUUGUUAAACCGCUCAAGGACAUGUGUACUGCAACAAUGAAGAAGAGGAAACUAUGUCUGAGGUUGCUGACUCUCAAGACAGGUUGCAAAAACAACUAAUGCCCGGCAACAGUGAAGCGCCAAGGGGCUGGGACCAGCCUGUGCGCCAACGACAGGCUGAGUAAGUUUAAACUACGCUCAGCCUCUACUCUGACAGGCCCGCUUUGAACGGGAACUAUCUCUGUCAGAGUAUUAAAAUAAUAACUUUGGGUUGGGACAGUUAGUUCUCUGUUAGCCCUGUGAGGUGUUACAGUGAACCCGUAUAUACGAAGAUUGCAUUUACCAUUUAUUCGCUUGACUAAUUAUAUUAAUAAAAAAGCUGAGAAUAUAUUCAGUGACUUAGUGUUAAAUUCUGUUCUGAUACCAGAUUCGAAUGACGCAACUUAACACUAUUGAUAAUCAUUUUUGACACAUUGUUUGAGGUUUUUUGUUUCUCAGCAGUGGAAGGGGGGAUGUAAAAUUGAACAUGAGCAGAGGAAAGAAAAUGAAAGGAAAUAACUGAAUAAGGGGUUGUUUUUCUAAUUGCUGGAGCACAACCAUUCCAUUGAACAGUGACAUCCUGAAUAUAGACUCAUCAUAGGCUGCUAAUCAUAUAUAUCUCAGGAAAACCUUUACAAAGCCUGGUGGGGUUAAUAAAACACCUUAUGGUAUGCAAUGAUUGAAACACCUACUUACAGUGGCUUGCGAAAGUAUUCACCCCCCUUGGCAUUUUUCCUAUUUUGUUGCCUUACAACCUGGAAUUAAAAUGGAUUUUUUGGGGGGUUAUAUCAUUUGAUUUACACAACAUGCCUACCACUUUGAAGAUGCAAAAUAUUUUUGGGGGUGAAACAAACAAGAAAUAAGACAAAAAAACAGAACUUGAGCGUGCAUAACUAUUCACCCCCCCAAAGUCAAUACCUUGUAGAGCCACCUUUUGCAGCAAUUACAGCUGCAAGUCUCUUGGGGUAUGUCUCUAUAAGCUUGGCACAUCUAGCCACUGGGAUUUUUGCCCAUUCUUCAAGGCAAAACUGCUCCAGCUCCUUCAAGUUGGAUGGGUUCCGCUGGUGUACAGCAAUCUUUAAGUCAUACCACAGAUUCUCAAUUGGAUUGAGGUCUGGGCUUUGACUAGGCCAUUCCAAGACAUUUAAAUGUUUCCCCUUAAACCACUCGAGUGUUGCUUUAGCAAUAUGCUUAGGGUCAUUGUCCUGCUGGAAGGUGAACCUCUGUCCCAGUCUCAAACCUCUGGAGACUGAAACAGGUUUCCCUCAAGAAUGUCCCUAUAUUCAAUUCUGACCAGUUUCCCAGUCCCUGCCGAUGAAAAACAUCACCACAGCAUGAUGCUGCCACCACCAUGCUUCACUGUGGGGAUGGUGUUCUCGGGGUGAUGAGAGGUGUUGGGUUUGUGCCAGACAUAGCGUUUUCCUUGAUGGCCAAAAAGCUCAAUUUUAGCCUCAUCUGAUCAGAGUACCUUCUUCCAUAUGUUUGGGGAGUCUCCCACAUGCCUUUUGGCGAACACCAAACGUGUUUGCUUAUUUUUUUCUUUAAGCAAUGGCUUUUUUCUGGCCACUCUUCCGUAAAGCCCAGCUCUGGGGUGUUAAAGGAGUGGGUCGCAGUUCCGGAGCGACCCGCUAGGUGUCAUCCUCCGACAACCAUAGGCACCUCUUCACUCACAGUCGGGACUAAUUAUCUGCCUAUUGGUGUCACCUGUGGCUAUCUGAUUCACCUGUGUAUUUAUGCCCUCACUUCCCUGUGUUCCCUUGCUCAGUUGUCUCUGCUAGUUCCUUGAUGUCAAGCAGUACGUAUCAGUGUCGGAUCACGUGACGGAGUUACAGGUACUCGAGAAGUGUUCUCCCUGUGUCAUUGUGUUUUUCCAGUCAGAGUUAGUAUUUCGUAUUGUUUGUUGUCAGCCUGUUUUUUGGAGACCUAUGUGCUCCUCAUUUGUUUUUGUGUAUAGUCUGUUGUUUUGUAUCCUGGCUUUUGGACCACUAGUAAAGAUCCUUGUUUCACCAUCCUUGCCUACUGUCUAUCCUGAACCGUACCUGGGUCACACCUCACACCAACCCUUACACUGUGGAGUGGUCCUAUGGACAGAUACUCCAAUCUCCGCUGUGGAGCUUUGCAGGUCCUUCAGGGUUAUCUUUGGUCUCUUUUUUGCCUCUCUGAUUAAAGCCCUCCUUGCCUGGUCUGUGAGUUGGUGGGCGGCCCUCUCUUGGCAGGUUUGUUGUGGUGCCAUGUUCUUUCCAUUUUUAAAAUAAUGGAUUUAAUGGUGCUCCGUGGGAUGUUCCCACGGGGGGCCAGUAUGAAAAUGUAUGCUCUCACUAACUGUAAGUCGCUCUGGAUAAGAGCGUCUGCUAAAUGACUAAAAUGUUAAAUGUUAUGUUCAACGUUUCUGAUAUUUUGCUUAGUGGUGUUGCAGACUCUGGGGCCUUUCAGAACAGGUGUAUAUACUGAGAUCAUGUGACAAAUCAUGUGACACUUAGAUUGCACACAGGUGGACUUUAUUUAACUAAUUAUGUUACUUCUGAAGGUAAUUGGUUGCACCAGAUCUUAUUUAGGGGCCUCAUAGCAAAGGGGGUCAAUACAUAUGCACACACCACUUCAGUUAUUUAUUUUUUAGAAUUGUUUGAAACAAGUUAUUUUUUUCACUUCACCAAUUUGGACUAUUGUGUAUGUCCAUUAAAAAAUCAAAUCCAAAAAUACAUUUAAAUUAGGUUGUAAUGCAACAAAAUAGGAAAAACGCCAAGGGGGAUGAAUACCUUUGCAAGGCACUGUAUAAACCAUUUAUAAACAUUAUGUUAUGGAAUGGUAGUCUUCCAGAAUAGCCUGAACCCUGAACAAGCUCAGAAGAAUGUGAGCAACACUUAAGUAUUCCUACACUAUUAUCAGCUGGCUACCUGAACCACGCAAGGAGUCUCAUUCUCUCACACUACACCUUUCCGUGUCUAUCCUCCAGACUAAAUUGUGAAUGAUAAAGCAUUGUUAUUCAUUGGACAAGCUUAGCUACGUUACAAAAAAGCAUGACAACAUGGACAUGAAUCAAUAAUCGUUUGACAAGCUUAGCUAGCGAAUAAUCUAACCUUGUUAGUGAUACCUACAAUAGCUAGUUAAUGUUACAGAACAACCAAAACAAGGGCACAGUUCAAGCUAAACAACCCAUUAUGUGAGCUGCAAUUUAAAGAGAGAAUGUUUGAAUGAUGGAUAAGUAACACUUACAUUCAUAACACCUAACAUAUUAGCCAGCAACAUUGCUGAUGCCACCAGACAGACUGUGCUGGAUGCCUCUAACUUUAGGCAAGCAUUGCACAAUCGCAUAAUUACCUUCAACAUUGUGGAUAUAUCCUCGAUCCAAUUGCUGUAUCCUUUAGUCUGGACCAGUUUCAGAAUUCUGAGGUAUUCAUCAGCCCAUUUGUAGAUCGAUGUGACUGUAAUUGGUGGUAGUAUCUGCAGGUUGCUUGUCCAUUUGCCUGCCAUUGUUUUGAAUGAGAAGCUUCCUUAUUUUCCCACCCUAGCCUCGUUUUUUGUUGUCGACGUCAUUCAAUAUGGCCGCUAGCUGCAUAAAGCGAAUGGCGCUGCCAGUCCUUUCACAGACGUUAUAAAUGGCACAGAUUCAAAAUUGUAUUCUCUAUCUAUCUCUAUGCUGCUUAGACCUUCCCUGACUCAGGUCCACACUCCAGUCCAGUUGGUGGCGGUAAUGCACCUUAAAGUUGGUUGCCAACCGCCAUUUAAUAAAUCCACAGAAGAAGAAAAAUUAUCUCUACACUGCCGCCUCCGUGCUCCUACAGGGAGAUAUUGAAAGUGGUGUUGUGUACUGUAGUUUAUUUGUAGCAUGACGAAAGAUUGGUAGACUUUUAGCCAGCUGCAGCCACGUAAACGAGACAGUAAUAGAAUAGAAAUGUGAAUGUCCGUAAGCAUUAAUAGUGCAUUACCAGAGGACGAGAAUGAGUCGACGAAAUAAUGACUCGUUUUAUGAUAAUGGACCACCGAAUAUAUGCACUGCUGGUCAUGGAAGGUAGGCCAACUAACUAGCUACAUUGUCAUUCAUUGCUAAUCUCAUUGUUUACUGGCUUCGGACCGCAACUAGGAUGUUGAAGGGAUAUUGGGUACAUAUGUUGUUAACGUUAGCUAGUUAAUCAAAUAAUAUUUAAAAGCGAUGUAACGUUAGAUGAUGAUAAAGAUGCAGAUAGUUUUCUGUUUUUUCCCGUUGAAAAAGCAAAUAUGCCAGCAAUAAUAAUUCAUGCAAUAACGUUAACUGUUAGCUGCUUAGCUAGCUAGCGAGUUAUUAUUAUGAAUGGCCAGCUAGCUAACGUAAACUAUAAUGUGUUGUGUUUUAGAGUAUUCACUUGACUAAUAUAAUGUAUUUAUUCUAUUACAGCAUCACACCAACCCAGAGAAGUGGAGGUAGGUCUACUUAGCUAUGGUCCAAUAUUGGCAAUACCUGUCUGAUAUGGAUAGGAAACCUGAUUGCUUAAUGAUUAGCUACAUUCUGUUCUUGUUUAUAAUUUCAAUGAACAAAGCAUAUUUUAUUCCACACAGAAACAACCCAUGGUUAUACCCACCACACAAGACACUCGACUGUAAGACCAGCAUCUUACAACUCUCAGCAAACAAUCAACUCAGAAAAGUAAGAUAUUCAGUUUUGCUUUUGAUGUAUCCAUUCUAAAUGUAUCAAGCAGAGGAUUUCCUGCAAAAAUUUGAUUUAGACUUGUUUGGAACAUCGCUUGGUAUGUUAUAUGGCUAUUGAAGACAUGGCCUAGUCCUAGUGUAAGGCCUCCUUAAAAGUGGUACCAUAUACUGUAGAAAUGUGGAGACCUGAAAAUCCAGAAAUACUCUUGAUGUUUUCUCCAGGGCUGUGCUCUACGACCCGUAUGAUCCUGGCUCAUCAUCAGACUCCGAAGUGGAGCCUUCCAAAGGCAGGGAAGACCAUCACAGACACAGAGUCAUUGGACAGAGCUGCGGCCUGAGUACUGGAUAUCAAGGCUCCGCUUCAGUAGCUGGGCAUCAUGACGGCCUCAACUGGGACUUGUCAUACUCUCGUUCUGGUACCAGACAUGAGCAGUCGAGCCAUGGCUCCAGACAUGACCAGUCAAGCCAUGACCACUCAGCCCGGCCGUUGCCCACGACAGAAACGCCACUAUUCCCCCGCAAUGCAUAUGGGGGGCGGAGGGGAAAUGGGAGAGAAUUGUCCACAACCACAGUACCUGAUAAAGAGGUAAGAGGUUCAGAUGUUCCCUGCAGUCAGGUUAUUAUUUGGGGAAAAGGGUCAAAAGAUGUUGCUGAGGCUUGCGUCUGUGCAGCAUUUUGAUGUUUCUGUCCUCAGCAGACAAGAAGUCCACCUGGGUUUACCCAGUCCAACUGGAUUACCAACCCCAAUCAUCGCCAAUCAGAUUCUAGUGGAAGAGGUAGGAUUGCCAAGCAACUGUUAUUUUGAUAAUGGUCUGAGCGAGUUGUGAAGGGAUAGAGUGUGUGUGUGAUUGUUAGAUGUCCCUUUUAGUAGGGGACCAAAUCAAGUCUCCCCCAGAGGUAACAAAGAAGAGAAGUAGAAGCCCAAAUGAGGACUUAUCCAGGUAAAGAACAAACAUGAUUGGAGGAACCAUCAUUUGACUUAUCAUGUUUUUUGCAAGGACAUCCUUACUGCAAUGCACAAUAAUAUUGACACAGAUCUGACAGUCCCAUUCUAUUGUCUUUUCAGGGAUUUUUACACCUGUGAAAUGUGCAACUUGAAUUUCCAAAAAGCGGGCAUGCUUGGGAUGCAUCUGAAGUGCAAUAGUCACUGGGAGACCCUGGAGCACAUCCAGAAUCAAAACAACUACAACGACACAGCAAUCGCCUUUUUACAUGUACGUCAAGCAAAUGCAUUCUCUCUCAGAUGGAAUUAAAUGUCAGAUUAUCAAUCUGUAUGAAAAGCUCUUAUUGAUUUAGGGGAAUGUCUUUUUCUUUACAUUUCAGGAGGCAAUGUUAAUCAAAGUCCAGCGAGGUGAUAGACCACAGAUGAACAGACAAAGCCUUAGAGGUAGCUACAUUUGCAAACGCCUGUGUUAACGCUACUGACUAGUCACAUAUACUGUUCCCGACCAGAGACCGGGGUUCAAUCCCAGCGUCCAACCUCCUACUAUUCUCCCAUUUGCCUGUCUCUCCCUCUGUUUCUGUGAAAAUAAAGUGAUUUCUUUAUAUAUACAGUGCCUUCGGAAAGUAUUCAGACCCCUUGACUUUUUCCACAUUUUGUUACGUUACAGCCUUAUUCUAAAAUUGAUUAAAUCGUUUUUUUCCCCUCAUCAAUCUACACAUAAUACUCCAUAAUGACAAAGCAAAAACAGGUUUUUAGAAAUUUCUGCUAAUUUAUAAUAAAAAAAACCUGGAAAUAUAGUAUUUAGACCCUUUUCUCAGUACUUUGUUGAAGCACUUUUGGCAGCGAUUACAGCAUCAAGUCUUCUUGGGUAUGAUGCUACAAGCUUGGCACACCUGUAUUUGAGGAGUAACUUCCAUUCUUCUCUGUAGAUCCUCUCAAGCUCUGUCAGGUUGGAUGGGGAGUGUUGCUGCACAGCUAUUUUCAGGUCUCUCCAGAGAUGUUAGAUCGGGUUCAAGUCCGGGCUCUGGCUGGGCAAAUCAAGGACAUUCAGAGACUUGUCCCGAAGCCACUCCUGUGCUGUCUUGGCUGUGUGCUUAGGGUCGUUGUCCUGUUGGAAGGUGAACCUUUGCCCAAGUCUGAGGUCCUGAGCGCUCUGGAGCAGGUUUUCAUCAAGGAUCUUUCUGUACUUUGCUCCGUUCAUCGUUCCCUCGAUCCUGACUAGUCUCCCAGUCCCUGCCACUGAAAAACAUCCCCACAGCAUGAUGCUGCCACUACCAUGCUUCACCAUAGGGAUGGUGCCAGGUUUCCUCCAGACGUGACAAAGAGUUCAAUCUUGGUUUCAUCAGAACAAAGAAUCUUGUUUCUCAUGGUCUGAGAGUCUUUAGGUGCCUUUUGGCAAAUUCCAAGUGGGCUGUCAUGUGCCUUUUACAGAGGAGUGGCUUCCGUCUGGCCACUCUACCAUAAAGACCUGAUUGGUGGAGUGCUGCAGAGAUUGUUGUCCUUCUGGAAGGUUCUCCCAUCUCCACAGAGGAACUCUGGAGCUCUGUCAGAGUGACCAUUGGGUUCUUGGUCACCUCCCUGACCAAUGCCCUUCUCCCCCGAUUGCUCAGUUUGGCCAUGCGGCCAGCUCUAGGAAGAGUGUUGGUGGUUCCAAACUUCUUCCAUUUAAGAAUGAUGGAGGCCACUGUGUUCUUGUGGACCUUCAAUGCUGCAGCCUUUUUUUGGUACCCUUCCCCAGAUCUGUGCCUCGACACAAUCCUGUCUCAUAGCUCUACGGAAAAUUCCUUUCACUUCAUGGCUUGGUUUUUGCUCUGAUAUGCACUGUCAACUGUGGGGCCUUAUAUAGACAGGUGUGUGCCUUUCCAAAUCAUGUCCAAUCAAUUGAAUUUACCACAGGUGGACUCCAAUCAAGUUGUAGAAACAUCUCAAGAAUGAUCAAUGGAAACAGGAUGCACCUGAGCUCAAUUUCGAGUCUCAUAGCAAAUGGUCUGAAUACUUAUGUACAUUUGCAAACAUUCCUAAAAACCUGUUUUCACUUUGUCAUUAUGGGAUAUUGUUUGUAGAUGGCUGAGGACAUUUUUAUUUAAUCCAUUUUAGAAUAAGACUAACGUAACAAAAUGUGGGGAAAAAGGAAGGGGUCUGAAUACUUUCCGAAGGCACUGUGUGUGUGUGUGUGUGUGUGUGUGUGUGUGUGUGUGUGUGUGUGUAUACAGUGAGGGAAAAAGUAUUUGAUCCCCUGCUGAUUUUGUACGUUUGCCCACUGACAAAGACAUGAUCAGUCUAUAAUUUGGAUGGUAGGUUUAUUUGAACAGUGAGAGACAGAAUAACAACAAGAAAAUCCAGAAAAACGCAUGUCAAAAAUGUUAUUAAUUGAUUUGCAUUUUAAUGAGGGAAAUAAGUAUUUGACCCCUCUGCAAAACAUGAUUUAGUACUUGGUGGCAAAACCCUUGUUGGCAAUCACAGAGGUCAGACGUUUCUUGUAGUUGGCCACCAGGUUUGCACACAUCUCAGGAGGGAUUUUGUUCCACUCCUCUUUGCAGAUCUUCUCCAAGUCAUUAAGGUUUCGAGGCUGACGUUUGGCAACUCGAACCUUCAGCUCCCUCCACAGAUUUUCUAUGGGAUUAAGGUCUGGAGACUGGCUAGGCCACUCCAGGACCUUAAUGUGCUUCUUCUUGAGCCAUUCCUAUGUUGACUUGGCCGUGUGUUUUGGGUCAUUGUCAUGCUGGAAUACCCAUCCACGACCCAUUUUCAAUGCCCUGGCUGAGGGAAGGAGGUUCUCACCCAAGAUUUGACGGUACAUGGCCCCGUCCAUCGUCCCUUUGAUGCGGUGAAGUUGUCCUGUCCCCUUAGCAGAAAAACACCCCCAAAGCAUAAUGUUUCCACCUCCAUGUUUGGCGGUGUGGAUGGUGUUCUUGGGGUCAUAGGCAGCAUUCCUCCUCCUCCAAACACGCCGAGUUGAGUUGAUGCCAAAGAGCUCCAUUUUGGUCUCAUCUGACAACAACACUUUCACCCAGUUCUCCUCUGAAUAAUUCAGAUGUUCAUUGGCAAACUUCAGACGGCCCUGUAUAUGUGCUUUCUUGAGCAGGGGGACCUUGCGAGCGCUGCAGGAUUUCAGUCCUUCACGGCAUAGUGUGUUACCAAUUGUUUUCUUCGUGACUAUGGUCCCAGCUGCCUUGAGAUCAUUGACAAGAUCCUCCCGUGUAGUUCUGGGCUGAUUCCUCUCUGUUCUCAUGAUCAUUGCAACUCCACGAGGUGAGAUCUUGCAUGGAGCCCCAGGCCGAGGGAGAUUGACAGUUAUUUUGUGUUUCUUCCAUUUGCGAAUAAUCGCACCAACUGUUGUCACCUUCUCACCAAGCUGCUUGGCGAUGGUCUUGUAGCCCAUUCCAGCCUUGUGUAGGUCUACAAUCUUGUCCCUGACAUCCUUGGAGAGCUCUUUGGUCUUGGCCAUGGUGGAGAGUUUGGAAUCUGAUUGAUUGAUUGCUUCUGUGGACAGGUGUCUUUUAUACAGGUAACAAGCUGAGAUUAGGAGCACUCCCUUUAAGAGUGUGCUCAUAAUCUCAGCUCGUUACCUGUAUAAAAGACACCUGGGAGCCAGAAAUCUUUCUGAUUGAGAGGGGGUCAAAUACUUAUUUCCCUAAUUUAAAAUGCAAAUCAAUUUAUAACAUUUUGGAAAUGCGUUUUUCUGGAUUUUUUUGUUGUUAUUCUGUCUCUCACUGUUCAAAUAAACCUACCAUUAAAAUGAUAGACUGAUCAUUUCUUUGUCAGUGGGCAAACGUACAAAAUCAGCAGGGGAUCAAAUACUUUUUUCCCUCACUGUAUGUGUGUGUGUGUGUGUGUGUGUGUGUGUGUAUAUACCGUAUUUUCCGCACUAUAAGGCGCACCGGAGUAUAAGCCGCAGCAGCUAAAUUGAAUGAUAUUGAAUGAUGUGUACAUAUAUAAGCCGCACUGGACUAUAAGCCGCAGGUGUUUUAAUGUUUAAUUACCAUAUGUAAGGGUUCGUGCACAGAGGGGAUUGUCGGGAAAGAGACAAACUGUCUUGCUCUCGUUCUGUCUCUCGUACCACUCUCGGUUCCACUUUUACUUUUGCGCGCUACCUGUCUCACUCUUUUCCGGCCUCCAGCUUUUCCUGCUGGAGCCCGCCGCUUAAAGGUGGGGGGCGCGGACCGGUCAUAGAGCCCAUAGAGUUCAAGUUGGUGGACUGUAACCUGUAAAAUCCAUAGAUUUAGGAGGUCUUCUAGUGGCCGUUAGCUGUAAAAAUCCAUAGAUUAGCCGCACCGUUAUAUAAGCCGCAGGGUCGAAAAAUUUGAAAAAAGGCGCGGCUUAUAGUCAGAAAAUUACGGUAUAUAUAUAUAUAUAUAUAUAUAUAUAUAUAUAUUCUUAGGUGGCAAAAUGUAAUAUCUCACCAAUAUUUAGUUGUUGUUUUUUUUCUCUGAACUGAACCUAUCGAUUCUAAAUGCACUUGUAUGAGUUGAUGAACGUAUCACUGCCUAGUGUCUGCUAGCUUUCUGGUGUCAUUAAGCCUACACUUUACUAUUGAAUAGCCAGACUGGGACUGCCAAAUAGCCAGACAGCUAAAUGGUAAUUUAAUGGUACCCGAACUACCUGCACUGACUCUAUCUUGUACUGACCCUAUGCACACUCACUAGACUAUAAAUACAAACCAUAUACACACCAGUGACGGUUGGUGCCGUUUAAGAUGAGGGAGGACAAUAUAUUUUUUGGAUGAGCAUGGCCUUAUUUCUAUUACAGCAUAUUGGAUGACUGUCAUUCAUAUUCCAUUCACCCAGCUCAAUGUAACAUCGAUAGGUUUAGGCUACUACAUGAUACUCAAAUUUUCCCUAUACAUGAUGUUGCAACAACCUAGCCUAUGAAUGAAAGUUUACAAUGUAGGUGCACAGGUCGAGAGUAAUUUGAGUAAUCAAUGUGACAGACAUUGACACAUUCAAUACCACCUUGCAUACUCUUGCCUGCAUCUAGCUGAUCUAGGGUGUAGUCAUUAGUCCAACAGUUGCAAACGAGACUUUCUAUUUGACAAAUUCAGGUAUGUUUAUCCCCGUUCCGUUUGCUUCCGUUUUAAGAAACGUUUUUCAACAGAAUCAGCUGGAUAAAAAAAAUACACCCCUAAUCACACGCAAACAGUUUUAUAGCAGCCACAUAUAAACGGCAUGAUCCCUUUGAUCGUUGGAUAAUUACUUCUCACAUCUACUCGCUCUCGUCUCACCGUUUCCCUUCGCUUGUGGACUUCAGUGCAUGACCAUCAGCUGUCUGUGAUCAGGUGAAAACACCUUACCAAGCCAAACCCUCAUAUCAUAACUGCUAACCGCAGCCUACAUCGUUGUCAACAUAGCUACUAGAACUAACGCCUUAGUAAACCCGCCACAAUCAGCAAUAGAGUGUACAGUUAGCAAGCAGUUUAGCAGUUAUACCGGCAGGCCCCGGUGACAAUACAUUAAGAAAACCAAAAGCUUACCUUGACAUGGAAGAGUUCCAGUGUUGGAUGGCCAUAGCCAGCUAGCUAACAUAGCAUCCCUCUCUGUUUGAGCUGUGUGUUUGAGUAUGCUAAAGUAGCUAACUAGCUAGCUAGUAAGUGAAAGUGAAAAAAAAAACACAAUAGCUAGCUCUCUCUUGCAUCUCCUUCAUCUUUUAAGGAAUUAAUUUGUUCAAAACUGUUGAACUAUUGUUUUUCUCUCUUGAGUCACAUACUCACCACAUUUUAUGGACUGCAGUGCUAGCUAGCUGUAUCUUAUGCUUUCAGUACUAGAUUCAUUCUCUGAUCCUUUGAUUGGGUGGACAGCAUGUCAGUUCAUGCUGCAAGUGCUCUGAAGUCUAUGGAAGGGUGUGAGAACCACUAGCCUCCUAGGUUUUGGAUUGAAGUCAAUGUACCCAGAGGAGGAUGGAAACUAGCUGUCCUCCGGUUACACCAUGGUGCUAUGGAGGCUACUGUAGACCUUCAUUGCAAAACAGUGUGUUUUAAUCAAUUAUUUGGUGACGUGAAUAUAUUUAGUUUAACUUUUUUGUUUCACUAUUUACAUUUUUAUGAAAUUCACUGACGAUGGUCCUCCCCUUCCUCCUCUGAGGAGCCUCCACUGAUACACACUCACACACACACUACAUUGACACUCCCACACAAAACCCACACACAUUCACAUACACUACAUACGCACACACACGCAGACCAACACAACACAUACACGCAGACACACACUUUUACACUAAUUUGCUGCUGCUACUCUGUUCUUUAUUUUACUCUUAUUAUUAUCUAUCCUGAUGCCUAGUCACUUUACCAUGCCUUCAUGUACAUACAGCACAUUCGGAAAGUAUUCAGACCCCGUACCAUUUUCCACAUUUUGUUACGUUACAGCCUUAUUCUAAAAUUGAUUAAAUUAUUUUUUUCCUCAUCAAUCUUCACACAAUACCCCAUAAUGACAAAGCAAAAACAGGUUUUUAGACAUUUGAGCAAAUGCAUAAAAAAAAAACAGAAAUACCUUAUUUACAUAAAUAUUCAGACCAUUUGCUAUGAGACUCGAAAUUGAGCUCAGGUGCAUCCUGUUUCCAUUGAUCAUCCUUGAGCUGUUUCUACAACUUGAUUGGAGUCCACCUGUGGUAAAUUCAAUUGAUUGGACAUGAUUUGGAAAGGCACAAACCUGUCUAUAUAAGGUCCCACAGUUGACAGUGCAUGUCAGAGCAAAAACCAAGCCAUGAGGACGAGAUAGGAUUGUGUCGAGGCACAGAUCUGGGGAAGGGUACCAAAAACAUUCUGCAGCAUUGAAGGUCCACAAGACCACAGUGGCCUCCAUCAUUCUUAAAUGGAAGAAGUUUGGAACCACCAAGACUCUUCCUAUACUCUUCCAAACUGAGCAAUCAGGGGAGAAGGGCCUUGGUCAGGGAGGUGACCAAGAACCCGAAGUUCACUCUAACAGAGCUCUAGAGUUCCUAUGUGGAGAUGGGAGAACCUUCCAGAAGGACAACCAUCUCUGCAGCACUCCACCAAUCAGGCCUUUAUGGUAGAGUGGUCAGACGGAAGCCACUCCUCAGUAAAAGGCACAUGACAGCCCGCUUGGAGUUUGCCAAAAGGCACCUAAAGGACUCUAAGACCAUGAGAAACACGAUUCUCUGGUCUGAUGAAACCAAGAUUGAACUCUUUGGCCUGAAUGCCAAGCGUCACGUCUGGAGGAAACCUGGCACCAUCCGUACGGUGAAGCAUGGUGGUGGCAGCAUCAUGCUGUGGGGAUGUUUUUCAGCGGCAGGGACUGGGAGACUAGUCAGGAUCGAGGGAAAGAUGAACUGAGCAAAGUACAGUGAGAUCCUUGAUGAAAACCUGCUCCAGAGCGCUCAGGACCUCAGACUGGGGCGAAGGUACACCUUCCAACAGGACAACGACCCUAAGCACACAGCCAAGACAACGCAGGAGUGGCUUCAGGACAAGUCUCUGAAUGUCCUUGAGUGGCCCAGCCAGAGCCCGGACUUGAACCCAAUCGAACAUCUCUGGAGAGACCUGAAAAUAGCUGUGCAGCAACGCUCCCCAUCCAACCUGACAGAGUUUGAGAGGAUCUGCAGAGAAGAAUGGGAGAAACUCCCCCAAUACAGGUGUGCCAAGCUUGUAACGUCAUACCCAAGAAGACUCGGCUGUAAUCGCUGCCAACGGUACAAAAGUACUGAGUAAAGGUUCUGAAUACUUAAUGUAAAUGUGAUAUUUCAAUUUUUUAUAAAUUAGCAAAAUUUCUAGAAACCUGUUUUUGCUUCGUCAUUAUGGGGUAUUGUGUAUAGAUUGAUGAGGAUUAUUAUUUUUUUAAAUCAAUUUUAGAAUAAGGCUGUAACGUAACAAAAUGUGGAAAAAGUAAAUGGGGCUGAAUACUUUACGAAUGCUCUGUAUCUACCUCAAAUACCUCGUACCGCUGCACAUUGAUCUGGUACUGGUAGUCCCUGUUUAUAGCUCCAUUCUUGUGUAUUUUAUUACUCUUGUGUGACUUUCAUUUUUAUCUUUAAACUCUGCAUUGUUGGGAAGGGCUCGUAAUCAAGCAUUUCACGGUAAAGUCUACACCAGUUGUAUUCGGCGCAUGUGACAAAUAAGAUUUGAUUUGUGAUUUGACCUCUAUCUCACCCCUGUCAUUCGCAGCAUUGCUGGACAAGGAUUACAUGACAAGAAUUGAGAUUUUCCACUGUGCUUCGUGCCAAGUCUACGUCUCUGUACAUCCAUCGUCAUUGCAGGAUCACCUGAGCUCCAAGGACCACCUGAGGAACAAAAUGGUAAGGCAGCCAUUCUCCUGCUACAGCAGAUAUCACACCUCUGAUCAUCAGUGAAUAAUGGAACACAUGAUGUAGCGUUAAAAAGCAAUGGUCACUGAUGUUGUUUUGGAGGUCACGUAAUGUUAGCUGGGAUGCUACUUGAAGUUAGCCAAAUUGGCAGGUUGUUUUUUUAUUUAGAAUUUUGUCUAUCAAUUCUUAAAAGAAGCAAAAAUCAAAGCGAUACAUGAUGCAUUAUUCUUCUUGAAAUCUGUUGUUAUUUUCACUGUGCAACAGACAUGUGGGUGUACUUACUGUUUCAUGUUUUAUGAGUUUACUGUGUUUAUCACUGAAGGAAUUGAGAACGAAACAGUUGAAGGAAAGUGUGAACUUCGCGAAGGCCACCAUGAAACGAAUGAAGAAUGAGUAUGCAAGCUUCCGUGAG